Molecule: messenger RNA, 983 nt
Organism: Ziziphus jujuba (common jujube)
Lineage: Eukaryota; Viridiplantae; Streptophyta; Magnoliopsida; Rosales; Rhamnaceae
Product: WRKY DNA-binding transcription factor 70
Exons: 3
Coding region: 42-983 (313 amino acids)
Biological process (GO): regulation of DNA-templated transcription
Molecular function (GO): sequence-specific DNA binding; DNA-binding transcription factor activity
Source: RefSeq, a predicted model, not a curated record
AGCAUAUCCAUUAAGACACACACAUAUACAAACGCUAAGAGAUGGAGGGUUCUUGGCCUGAAAACCUAGCCACCAUUAAUCAGAAAAAAGUGAUUAAUGAUGAGCUUAUGAAAGGCAGAGAAAUUGCUAGCAAGCUUCGAAGUCUUCUUGCUAACUCUGGUGAUGACUCAAAAUCUGCCAAAGAUCUAGUCAUCAAGAUAAUGAAAUCAUUCUCAAAUACCCUUUCCAUGUUGAAUGUGAAAGAGGGUGAUAUUGCAGGCUCUACGAUCUCUCAAAUCCAAGCUCAUUCAUCGUGUUUGGAUGCCUCGAAAUCUGAAGGUGAUUCUCAAGAAAGUUGCAGGAGUAGUAAUAUCACUCCCAUUAAAAAGGAUCGAAGGGGCUUUCAUGAUCGAAGGGGCUUUCAUAAUCGAAGAAGACCUCUGCAAACAUGGCAAAGUGAUACUCCAACCCUCAUUGACGAUGGUCAAGCAUGGAGGAAGUACGGACAAAAAGUGAUUCUCCAAGCCGAAUACCCUAGGCACUACUUUAGGUGCACAUACAAGUAUGACCAAGGAUGCAAGGCAACAAAACAGGUUCAGAGGAUUCAAGUUAAUCCUCCAUUAUACCUGACCACAUAUUUUGGGCAUCACACAUGCAAGAUCAUCCACAAAGAUCAUGAAGUAGUCAUGGAAGAUACUAGUCCUAUUGAAACUUCCAUAUUCAUUAGCUUCGAUAGUUCCAACCUCACAAACAAACAAGAUCAGCAUCCAUUUUUAUCAUCAUUCUCUUCAAUCAAAGCUGAACUUAAGGAGGACAUCAAAAAAUGUGACACCAACAAGAAUCAAUCAUACUCGUGUGAUUAUUUUGUGUCACCGGAUUCAAUGGUAACUCAAUUGCCGAAGAGCAUGAUGGAGUUGUCAUCAACUUUGGAGUCUACAAAUAAGGAUUUAAUAUAUGAGAUUAUGGAGUGUGAUGAUUUCUCUUUUAAUAUGUUUCAAAUUUGA